Molecule: messenger RNA, 2426 nt
Organism: Trichogramma pretiosum
Lineage: Eukaryota; Metazoa; Arthropoda; Insecta; Hymenoptera; Trichogrammatidae
Product: dentin sialophosphoprotein-like
Exons: 4
Coding region: 129-1955 (608 amino acids)
Source: RefSeq, a predicted model, not a curated record
CUGCACGCAUAUCAUAACCAAAGUGCGCACAUUUUUUUUCAAUUCAGUACCGUAAAAAUAACAUAACCAAAAAACAUUCGACGUAACAUAAAUAUACCUGCUUGUUAAGUCUUCACUUCGAAUCAAAAAUGGUUGAGCCUGAUAACCAAGAUAGCAGUAGUGCUAAAGAAGAUACUAAUAACGUGGAUACGAAUCCUCUGAAGAGAAUCAGAGAAGAAAUAGUUGAUGAAGUCUCUACUAUUUCACCUAAAAAAGCUAGAGUAGAGCAAAUUGUGAAUGAUGAUGAUAAGCUACCUUCAGCUUCUUCUGAUAAUUCAAAUGAUGUUGAUACUGAUAUGACUAAAUCUGAAUGUGAUAAGUCAAAAAAAUGUGAAAAAAAUACUAUGGAGUUGGAAGAAAUUUCUCAAACAGAUAAAAACGAUUCAGAUAGCAAUGAAAAAAAAGAAAUUGUAGAAAAGACUGAUAGCAUUACUGAUUUAAACUCAGGCAGUAAUGAGGUGAGCAAUGAAGGUUCUACGUCAGAAUCGAACGAGAAAAAAAUUGAGAAAGAAGUUGAAAAUCCCAAUGAUUGUGCAAAAGUGAUUAACGAUCAAGGUGAAAAUAAUGUUGAUGAAGGUGAAAAGAAAGAGGAAAGUUCUGAGACAAAUGAUAAUGAAAAGAGUAUUCAAGAUCAAAAUGUAGCAAUGGAAGUUGAUGAAACAAAUAAUUCUGAGCCAACUGCACUUGAAACAGCUAUCAGUGAUGAUCAAACUAAAAAGAAUGAUGGUGAUGAUAUUCAAGAAGAUGCACAAAAAAAUGAGGAUAAUCUCAAAAAUAGUUCCAAAGAAAUAGGAACUGAUCCAAUGAUCACUGAUAAUGAACCAAAAGAAGAUAGUGCACAAAAUUCCAUUAAAAUAAAAUCAAUACCUAAUAAACAAAUUAUAAAUGGUAUUGAAUUAAUAGUUGAAUGUGCAAGUGACAAUGAAUCCAUUGAAAGCAAUAAAAAAGAUAAUGAUAUUAAACCUAGGAAAAAUACUGUUAUCUUUUAUGAAAUGCCAGUUGAAGGUGAAGUAGAUUGUACAUCAUCUGAAGAUGAAAAACAAGAGCCAAAAGAGAAAAUAGCUGAAGAUGAUAAUAAUGAAACAUCUGAAAAUAAUUCUGAAGACUCAAAUAAAAAGUUGCAAGAAGAAAAAGAUUCUCAAAAAUCUGUUAGUCCAAAAAAUAUUUCUAGCGUUGAAACUUCACCUAGCACUCAAAAAUCACCCAAUUCAAAAAAAUCACCUGAAGGUGCAAAGUCAUCCAGCCAAAAAUCGCCUACAGUUGAAUUGUCAUCUCCUCCAAAACAAUCAUCUCUCACUGAAACAUCUUCCAGUCCUCAAAAAUCACUGAGCCCCGAAGAACCUCUUGGAACACCAGAGCCACCACUUAAAAAAAGAAGAGGAAGACCCCCCAAAUCUGCUAAAAAAAUUAUUUUAAAAAAAGAAGUAAAACAUCAAGAACAAGUUGAAGAAAAAACUGCAAAAGAUGAAAAAGAUGCAAGUCACAAAAAUGAUAAAAUGGAUAUUCAAGAGAGCAAUGAUAAUAAUGAACUUUUAGUAAGUGACUUAUCAGGUAGUGAUACUGAAAGUGAUAAAAUUGAAAAAGCUGAUGAAUAUUAUAUCAAAAAAAUUGAGAAAUUGAAAAAACUCAUAAGAUUAGCUGGGAUUAAAUUAUAUAAUUAUAAAAUUAUAUGCAGAGAUUGUAAAACUGAUGCUGAUAGAGCAAAACGUUUGCAAACAUAUUUAGAAGGAAAAGGAAUCCAAGGACGAAUUACAGCAGAAAAAUGUAUACAAUUAAAAAAGAAGAAUCAAGAAUUAAAAGUUAAAGAACUUGAAAAUGUAGCAAUUGAAGAACCAGAUAAAAGCUCAAACGUAUCUGAAGGACGAAUGACAAGAAGAAGCAGGAGAACAGAAGAGCUACAUCAAGACACAAAAUAAACCUCACAAUCAAAAUUCAAAAAAGGUGUAGACAAUGAUUAAUAUUAUGACUUUAAGACUGCAAUCAAAAUUUAAAAAAGAUAGUUAUCUAAAAUGUUAAAAGUACAAAAAAGUUUAUGCUCCUAAUACAAGAAAAGGAAAAACACUGCUUUCCACAAUUGAGUUAGUCCAUGGUGUUUUUUCUUUUCUUUUAGAGUAAUGUUUUUGUAACUGAUUCAUAAGCUUUAAAUGUGUUUUUAUUCUCUGUUGUACUUAUUUCGUUAAAAUAGUGUAAAAACUAUUGAAAUGUAAAAUUGAUCUAUUGAACUAUUGGAAAUUCUUUAGUUAUUGAAAUGAUGAUUGGAAAAUAUUUUUCAUUAUGCAUAAGUAAUAUUUUUGAAGGGUUUAAACGAGGUUUAUGCAAAGCCGAAUGACAAAAUUUGAUAUUCGUUGAAAGUAUUUGUUAUAAUAAACAAAAAAAAUUAUAAAACA